CAAUGAGUGGCGUGGGGUGGGUUUGCAAGACUUGCCGGGAUUUUGAUGGCAAGUUGACCAGCCCUGGAAGUUAAGAGGAGGAAAGCCUUUUGUGAGGUGUAAUCAGAUCUCCCAUCUUCCUACAUCAUCAUGUCGUCUGAGAACACCUUGGAUGAUGAGGAAACCUUCAAGAUCUUGAUCGCUACAGAUGUUCACCUCGGUUACCUUGAGAAGGAUGCUAUCCGUGGCAAUGAUUCUUAUAACACACUGAAAGAGAUCCUGAAUUGUGCCAAGACAAAUAAGGUAGAUUUCAUCCUGCUGGGUGGCGAUUUGUUCCAUGACAACAAGCCGUCGCGCCGAUGCCUCCACAACUGUAUCACCAUGCUAAGACAAUACUGCAUGGGAGACUCUCCUAUACACUUUAACAUUCUCAGUGAUCAGACUGUCAACUUCAACACGACCCAGUUCCCCUGGGUUAACUAUCAGGAUGAAAACUUGAACAUCUCUAUUCCUGUAUUCAGCAUUCACGGUAACCAUGAUGACCCAACAGGGGCUGAAGGUUUGUGUGCAUUGGACCUGCUGGGUGCUUCUGGACUCAUCAAUCACUUUGGUCACUCCAACUCAGUGGAGAGGAUAGAAAUUAGUCCCAUCCUCAUGCAGAAAGGAAACACCAAGCUGGCCUUAUAUGGUCUUGGUUCGAUCCCAGAUGAGCGCUUGUACAGGAUGUUUGUCAACAAACAGGUAACUAUGCUUCGCCCCAAAGAAGACCCAGAUGAAUGGUUUAACCUCUUCGCCAUCCACCAGAACAGGAGUAAGCACGGACCCACAAACUACAUUCCCGAGCAGUUCCUGGAUGACUUUCUUGACUUGGUGGUGUGGGGUCACGAGCACGAGUGUUUGAUUACACCAACCAGAAAUGAACAGCAGCUCUUCUAUGUGACACAGCCUGGCAGCUCCGUUGCCACCUCCCUGUCCCCUGGAGAGGCCACCAAGAAACACAUAGGGCUAUUGAGGGUUAAAGGCCGUAAAAAGAUGAACCUGGAAAAGAUCCCUUUAAAGACGGUGCGUCAGUUCUUCAUCCAGGAUGUGGUGCUGGCAGACUACCAAGACCUCUUCACACCUGAUACACCCCAGGUCACAAAGAAGGUGGAGAACUUGUGCCAUGCAAAGGUCACAGAGAUGUUAGAAGAAGCUGAAAGAGAAAGACUUGGAUGUCCACUCACCCCGGAGAAGCCUCUUAUUCGCCUGAGGGUGGACUACAGUGGAGGCUUUGACACUUUCAACACUUCUCGCUUCAGUCAGAAGUUUGUGGAUCGCGUAGCCAACCCGAAAGACAUCAUUCACUUUCUCAGACGGCGUGAGCAAAAGGAGGACAUCAAAGACGAGAUCAAUGUUGACUACGGCAAACUGGUAAAAACCACAGCAGCUGAGGGGCUGAGAGUGGAGGACCUGGUUAAACAGUACUUUGAGGCAGCCGAACAGACAGUGCAGCUGUCCCUUCUAACCGAGCAGGGCAUGGGGAAGGCCAUUCAGGAGUUUGUAGACAAAGACGAGAAGGACGCCAUUGAGGAGCUGAUCACUUACCAGUUGGAGAAGACACAGCGCCACCUGCAGGCCCGAGGAGUAACCACAGAGCAGGAUAUAGACACGGAGAUCCGGCGAUUCAGAGACUCCAAAAAGAACACAACUGAGGAGGAGAAUGAAAUCAGAGAGGCUAUCAACAGAGCCAAAGCUCACCGUUUGGAACGUGGCGAAAAUCCUGGAGACAAGGACAUAUCUGAUGAUUUUGCUGAUGUUGCUAUGGACUCUGACGAAGGUUCAGUUGCGUUCCCUCCCCCCACGCGAGGCAGAGGGCGAGGAGGCAGGGCGCGGGGUGGCCGGGGAAGGGGGAGAGGUGCAACUGCCUCUGAACCAAAGCCAGCCGGUCGGGGCCGUUCCCAGAAAUCCUCAACAACCCAAAGCAGAAGCAUUAUGCAAGCGUUUCAAGCUACACCCCAGAGAUCAUCUCGGACUGGAUCCACCCCGUCUUACACAGCAGAUGAUAUAACCAUUGAUGACUCAGAUGAAGAUAUACCGGUAGUGAAAGCAACCCGUCCCCCUUCAAAACCUGCUCCGUCGUCAUCCUUCACUAAGUACAGCUCUCAGAGCCAGAGCCAAAGCCAGUCAUCAAGAGGAGUCGCAUUUGAUGACAGUGAUGAUGAUGAGGAUAACCCAUUCAAAGGCCCCAGCCGUAGUUCACGGAGAUAACCAUGAGUGCAUCUAUCAUGUAACACUUGUUAAUGUUGAUGUUCCCAAAAAAAAUCUAGCAAGUGACUUGCUGCUGUGUUUUUCUGAAGGACAAAGUGUUCAGUGUCAAAGUUCAUGUUUCAGUUUGCAAAGCACUGUCUUCCUAACAAUAGAUAAUUAAGUUGAUUAGCUACUGUUGCUUAGAAUGAACCUAUCCAAUCAGUCAGGUUUGGUGAAAGGGUUUGGCUAAAAGGCUGUAAGGGGAGCAAAGUGGAGGUGGCUUUCAGACAAGACUUUGCAACCUCAUUUGUUAGCCAGCACCUGAACUUACCAAUUGGUGGAGCGCAUCUGCUACUGUACAACAACACUGAUCCAUGUUGGGUUUUGUCAUUGGAAAUAAUAAAUGUUUUUUCAUAUAUAA
This is a messenger RNA of Morone saxatilis (striped sea-bass), 2626 nucleotides long. RefSeq names its product MRE11 homolog A, double strand break repair nuclease (gene mre11a). Gene Ontology annotation, biological process: mitochondrial double-strand break repair via homologous recombination; telomere maintenance; mitotic intra-S DNA damage checkpoint signaling. Gene Ontology annotation, cellular component: Mre11 complex; nucleus. The coding region runs from base 130 to 2226 and encodes 698 amino acids. Lineage: Eukaryota; Metazoa; Chordata; Actinopteri; Moronidae. The record is from RefSeq and is a predicted model, not a curated record. The transcript is spliced from 20 exons. Gene Ontology annotation, molecular function: manganese ion binding; DNA endonuclease activity; 3'-5'-DNA exonuclease activity.